AUGGUUAUGCAAAACUCUCUACAAAUAACAACAAAUGCUUCUGCUGCUUAUGAUGAUGAUGGACGUCCCAAAAGAACAGGAAAUCUGAAAAGUGCUGUGGCUCAUAUCAUCACUGCUGUUAUUGGCUCUGGUGUUUUGUCUUUGGCUUGGAGUAUUUCUCAAUUAGGAUGGAUUGGAGGACCAAUUGCCUUGCUAUCUUGUGCAACAGCUACCUAUAUUUCUUCAAACAUUUUGUCUGAUUGUUACAGAAGUCCUGACCCUGUAACCGGAAAAAGAAACUACUCUUACAUCGAUGCUGUUAGAGUCAAUCUUGGUACGAAAAGGACAUACGUGGCUGGUUUCCUUCAACUCUUGAGCUUGUAUGUGACUAGUGUUGCCUAUGUAAUUACCACAGCAACCAGUUUGAGGGCUAUUAUGAGAUCAAAUUGUUAUCACAAGGAAGGACACGACGCUCCUUGUAGUUAUGGUGGUAAUUUAUAUAUGGUGCUGUUUGGACUUGUUCAGAUUGUAAUGUCAUUCAUACCGGAUCUCCAUAACAUGACUUGGCUUUCAGUUAUUGCCGCAAUAAUGUCAUUUUCAUACUCCUUUAUUGGACUAGGACUUGGCAUAUCAACAGUCAUAAAAAACGGAAGAAUUAUGGGAAGUUUAACAGGAGUACAAACGGUUAAUGUUGCCGGAAAAAUCUGGUUAAUCUUCCAAGCAAUUGGUGACAUUAGCUUUUCCUAUCCAUACCCAAUGCUCCUUCUUGAGAUACAGGACACUCUAGAGUCUCCUCCAUCAGAGAAUAAAACCAUGAAAAAGGCUUCCGUGAUUUCAAUCGCCAUUACAACAUUCUUCUACUUAUGUUGUGGAUGCUUUGGAUAUGCGGCUUUUGGAGAUGCUGCACCAGGAAAUUUAUUGACAGGGUUUGGAUUUUAUGAGCCUUUCUGGCUUAUUGACAUUGCCAAUGUUUGUAUUAUCAUUCACUUGGUUGGAGGAUAUCAGAUAUUCAGUCAACCAAUAUACAGUGCUGCUGAUAGAUGGUGUUCAAAGAAGUACCCUAACAGUGACUUUGUUAAUGAUUUCCAGAAAGUGAAACUUCCUCUAUUACCGGCUUUUGAGAUAAAUCUUUUCAGAUUUUGUUUUAGAACAACCUAUGUGAUUUCAACCACUGGACUUGCAAUAUUAUUCCCUUACUUCAACCAAAUUCUGGGAGUAUUAGGAGGCAUAAAUUUCUGGCCAUUGGCUAUAUAUUUCCCAGUUGAGAUGUACUUCGUACAGAUGAAAAUUGGAGCUUGGACUAAAAAAUGGAUUCUUCUAAGAAUAUUUAGUUUUGCUUGCUUUCUUGUCACAAUGAUGGGAUUUAUUGGAUCAUUUGAAGGAAUCAUACGUGAGAAACUCAAGUAA
Vicia faba (fava bean) is the source of this 1386-nucleotide messenger RNA. The record is from the annotation of a GenBank genome assembly. Lineage: Eukaryota; Viridiplantae; Streptophyta; Magnoliopsida; Fabales; Fabaceae.